CAUAGUAAGCAAGGAUGUACUGCAUAAAAGGUGGAGACGAAGGCAUACAGCUAACAUUGCAUUGGGCAUACUAGAGAGAUCAACAUUGGCAAUAUCAGCAUUAUUUGAGGCCAGAGUGUAAAUUCAACAUGCCAUUUGGACAGAACCUCUUAGUGCGGCCUCAAACAUAUAAACCGGCUUCCACAUCUCCAACCAGCGGCCCCUAGUGGACAGAACUCGUCCUGCGGAGCGCAUGGCUCUCCACCCAUUGGCUGACGGUGAACCGGUUGGAGAAGGAGGGGGCGCGGAAAGCGAGUGCCCCCGUCAGCGUCCAGAGCCGAUUGUUUCAAGCGGGAAAGGGUUGGGCUACCUUUGUGCGGUGCCGUCAAAGCGGGGUCUUCACUGAUUGGCGGGUGGAUGGGGACGUGACGGCAGGGGGCGAGGUGAUAGUCUGAAAGGGCGACUGGGUGGGCACCUUCCGCUGAUAGGCUGAGAGGCGGGGCGUGAGGCCGUGGGCGCGGGGUAUGAUUGGCCAAAAGGAAAAGAGGGGCGGGGAGGACGGUGUCCCGUCAUGAGCGGGCUCGAGGCCGGCGGUUAACGGGCGGCUCGAGCAUGGAAUUCAAAUUUAACUUCGACCUGGGGCCGGCGGAGCCGCCCGGGACUGGAGAGGCUGAGCGGUUUCCGACACAGCCGGAGAGGGGCUCGGAGGCCGUGAAGGAACACGGGGUGCUCUGGGAAGAGCUGGAGGGGAUCCUGGAAGAUGCGGUAGUGGAGGAAGUGGAGGUGGCAGCGCCGGAGCCGCUGUGCCUCAGGCACCUGAACGUCUGGGCGGUGGAGCGGGCGCUGAGCCUGGAGGACCGCGGGGAGGCCGGCGUCUCCGGCGCCAUCGCCCGCCGCUCUGACCUCGUGCCCGGCGUCUACGAGGGAGGCCUGAAGAUCUGGCAGUGCACCUUCGACCUGAUCGAGCACCUGUCCGGUGUCGAGCUGGAGGGCCGGCGGGUCCUGGACCUGGGCUGCGGGGCGGGACUCCUGGGCAUCGUCGCCCUGAGGAGGGGGGCGGCCGAGGUCCACUUCCAGGACUACAACGGCUCCGUGAUCGAAGGGGUGACCCUCCCCAACGUGGCUCUGAACGAGGAGGAGGAACGGCCCCCGAAAAGGCGGAGAGCCCAGGGCCCGGAGCCCCGGCCGCUCUCCCGCUGCCGCUUCUUCUCGGGAGACUGGUCCCGGUUCGGCAACGUCCACGGCGGCUCCUUCAAGUACGACCUUGUCCUGAGCUCGGAGACUCUGUACAACCCGGACAGCUACGGAGAGCUGCACGACGCCCUGUCCAGCUUGCUGUCCCGGGACGGGCUGGUCUACCUGGCCACCAAGUCCCAUUACUUCGGGGUGGGCGGCGGCAUCCACCUGUUCGAGAGCUUUGUCAAGCAGAAGGGGGUCUUUGACAUUCAGACAGUAAAAGUGAUCGACGACGGCCUCCAGAGAUGCAUCGCCACCAUGUCCUUCAGGAAAGCCCACUGUUACUGACUCGCAAAUUGAGGUGCACUUUAUACGACCGCUGAACAGCUUUCAGGAAAUUAACAUCGAGGGUUUUGUUCUCAAAGACAAAACCUCGAGGUGGAAUCCAUAGGGAAAAUGGAUGAAAGCCUACUCUUCGCUGUGAAGUGUUGAAUCAACGCAAAGUGACUGAAGUGUACAUGCUGGAAGAGUGUUUCCAUUGCCUCAUGUCACAGGAUACAGAUAUUGAUAUGAAUUAGUAAAAAUAAGUUUUUUGAUUUCAAGAGCAAAUAACUGUUAACAAAGCACCAUAGCAUACAGGGUUAUGAGCCAAGACCUGGAAAACGGAUUGGAAUAAAGAGACGCACGAUGACUGACGCAGACAGAAUGAGCUGAAGGGUCUUUUUAUCCCCUGUUGUAAAAACUGACUCUUUUUAAUCUCUUCCAAGUACUUUGGAAGAAUUUAGCAGCUGUGAUUCGGAUACCUUGUAAAGAGUGGGUUAAGUGUUGGAAUUUAACAUAACACAUUUUUAAAAAAAAAUUUCCUCACUGGAUGAGGAUGUUGACCCUUGAGGGUAGUGAAUAGUCAACCAUUUUGCUAUGGGUCUGGAGUCACCUGUAGUCCAGACCACGUAAGGACAUUUAGUGAAACGGCAAUGGGUUCAUGGUUGUCAUUAGACUAUUAAUUCUAUAUUUUUGUUUUGAUUGAAUUUUAAUUCCACUGUUUGCCAUGUGUGGAAGGGCCUCUUUCCUUUAUUCCACAUCCCGGUCGGUGUGUGGGGUUUGCCGAUUACUGUGGUGGGCUCUGUCCAGUAGGCUCUGAAACUUCAAAGACCCGGAAUGCUGCACUAGAGCAACUCCAUUGGAGAGAGGGUGCUGAACUGACUGUUUGGUCGGUCUGUCUGUCUGUCCUGACCAGCAAGUUGGAACGUACCUCCACACAGUAAUUGUGACCACCACAAAUGCCUGGGGGAUUCCCUCUUGUUGGUGAGACAAUGGCCACCUGGUACCUACACAUUUGGCAGUAUCCCCAAGACAGAAAAAGAAAGAUCAGACUGACUCAGAUAUGAGUUCUCUGGUAAUUUUGAACUUUAUUACAGAAAAAAACAAUCAUUUGCCCAAUCUGUACAAUACUUUGCAACAUAUGCUCUAUGCUAUGAUAUAAAAUAUAAGAACUGGAGUGGACACUGUAAAUCUUUACCCUGACACAAUUUAUAGGGUACUUGUACUUUAAGAAUUACACAACCAUCCUCCUCCACAUGUGUGCCCCCACCCUGCCAAAAUGCCUAACUAAUUACUCCAGAGGGAAUUGUUGCUUGUUUGGUGGAGGUCCCUCUCUGCCCUUGGGUGUUGUUGUGGACUUGAGGUUGCAGACAGGGUCGAUGUCUUCAACCCCAAAGGGUUAGUGUCCAGAGACACAGCAAGCUCAGCGAGGAGAAUGAAAAAAAGCACCGAUAGCUGGUCUUGCUGCCCCCUUUACCCAUUCCAAAGGGCUGGCUGGCUCCGCCCCUCUGGUAAUUCCAUUUCACAAAGCAUCAUGGGGGAUAUUGGGCAGGUCGGACUAAUUUGGGUUGGGAUAUCUGGUCGGCAUAGACGAGUUGAACCGUAGGCUCUGUUUCCGUGCUGUACAUCUCUCUGAUGUCUGGUGAUUGCUUUUUUUCACAGGUCUUAACAGCUAAGGAUUAAAUCCUUAAUUUGUUGUUUAAAAAAAACACUUGUGUGCAAUAAAACCACCAUCUCCUAA
Molecule: messenger RNA, 3217 nt
Organism: Chiloscyllium plagiosum (whitespotted bambooshark)
Lineage: Eukaryota; Metazoa; Chordata; Chondrichthyes; Orectolobiformes; Hemiscylliidae
Gene: mettl18
Product: methyltransferase 18, RPL3 N3-histidine
Biological process (GO): peptidyl-histidine methylation, to form tele-methylhistidine
Cellular component (GO): nucleus
Molecular function (GO): protein-L-histidine N-tele-methyltransferase activity
Source: RefSeq, a predicted model, not a curated record